Malaya genurostris is the source of this 495-nucleotide messenger RNA. It is a transcript of the gene Tim8, whose product is annotated as mitochondrial import inner membrane translocase subunit Tim8. NCBI's taxonomy places the organism in Eukaryota, Metazoa, Arthropoda, Insecta, Diptera, Culicidae. The record is from RefSeq and is a predicted model, not a curated record. Bases 129 to 395 code for a protein of 88 amino acids. The transcript has 2 exons.
ACAGUUUGAUUACGCAACCGUCAUUCACGCGUGCUGCUGAAAUUGUUAGCAUUUCCAUUGCAUCAGACGAAUUUAGAACCAUUAAUUUUAUAUGACAUAAAUCUAUCUGUGAAUAUACGUUACUCAGAAUGGCAGACUUCGAUACUUCCAAAAGUUCCGUGGAUCCUGAGCUGCAGGACUUUCUUAUGGCCGAAAAGCAGAAAGCUCAACUAAGUGCUCAGAUUCAUGAGUUCAAUGAUAUUUGCUGGGAUAAAUGUGUGGACAAGCCCGGAAGUAAGUUGGAUAGCCGAACUGAAUCCUGCUUGAAUAACUGUGUGAACAGAUUUAUUGAUACAUCCCUCCUAAUCGCAACCCGGUUCGCGCAGACACUUCAGAAAGGACAGUCGGGGAUGUGAGAUGAUAUGAUUACUAGGGGUAAUUUGCGCCAAAUGAUUCGCUGCUUUAGAGUAUAGGUGUGUUAAAUAAAUAGUUAAAACAAACUGUAAUUCAUUAAAA